Messenger RNA from Rhodofomes roseus, 312 nucleotides. RefSeq lists its product as uncharacterized. The record is from RefSeq and is a predicted model, not a curated record. The transcript has 4 exons. Gene Ontology annotation, molecular function: DNA-directed RNA polymerase activity; zinc ion binding; nucleic acid binding. Gene Ontology annotation, cellular component: RNA polymerase III complex. Gene Ontology annotation, biological process: DNA-templated transcription; termination of RNA polymerase III transcription. NCBI's taxonomy places the organism in Eukaryota, Fungi, Basidiomycota, Agaricomycetes, Polyporales, Fomitopsidaceae. Bases 1 to 312 code for a protein of 103 amino acids.
AUGCUUUUCUGUCCAAACUGCGCAAAUUUGCUUGUCAUAUCUGCAGAAACGGGGUACAACAAAUGGGCAUGCAACACCUGUGCGUAUGAGUUCCCGAUAACUAAGCAAAUGACCUCGCGCACAAAAAUGAAGCGCAAGGUGGUUGAUGACGUUCUAGGAGGCGAGGAAAUGUGGAAGCACGCUGACUCGACCGGUGCGACGUGCCCCAAGUGCGACUUUGGCAGGGCGUACUUCUAUCAGCUCCAGAUCAGGUCCGCUGACGAACCCAUGACGACAUGUGCCUCUUGUGGGAACAACUGGCGAGAAAACUAA